UCGAGCUGUCAAAAAUUGUCAAUACCUAACUCUUCAGUCAUCACCAUGUACUCUCGCUGUUUUUAGAAAUAAUUUUGUAGAAUAAUAAAACGUGUGUGUCUUUGUGACAAAGUGUAUGGCUAUUUGGUGUUAAACCAGCCGGGACUUUAGUGUUCUUGAUGGUUUCCGGUGACGAUUUCAAUGGUGGUCGUUUACCGCGUAAAACUACUAGGUCCCCGAACCGAAAAUCCAAGAAGUCUGAUGCAGACAUAGCGAAGAGUUCUGCGUUGCGAAAUGACUCGCAACCCUCUGUCCAUAAGAGAAAUCUUUAUGUGGUUUCGUUCCCGAUAAUUAUACUAUUUAAUUUACUAAGGUCUAUUCUGUACCAGUUGUUUAUAAUUUUCAAAUAUUUGUAUUCGGCGUCGCACCGCUUCAUUCAUAAGCCUCGUAAGAACGGUGAAUGUAACUUGGAGGUGGUUGUGAAAGACGGUGUGGUGUCCACGGAGAUCGCCCACAGUGAGGAUAUGUCGUACGGGAACAACGUGGGUCCAGGGGACCCGCUCCUGGCCAAACAGAAGCAUCACCAUCGAAAAGCUUUCGAGUAUAUCUCAAAAGCGCUCAAGAUAGACGAAGAGAACGAAGGCCAAAAAGAGUUAGCUAUAGAAUUAUACAAGAAAGGUAUCUAUGAAUUGGAGCGAGGCAUCGCCGUGGACUGCUGGGGGGGCCGCGGAGACGCCUGGCAGAGGGCACAGAGGCUACACGAUAAGAUGAAAACCAACCUUGGCAUGGCUAAGGAUCGCUUACACUUCCUCGCAAACCUAGUCGCGCUCAGUAAAUUGGGCGUAGAGAGUGAGACCGAACGGAGUGACAAAAAGCCUACGGAGUCUCCUCUUAAGGCGCGCAGGCCAUUAGAGAAGUCCAAGACAACGCUACUUGCGCACACAGAAAGUAACAGUGGUCAAACGAAGCCACAGAACGAAGUCGCAGGUCGAAAGUUGACCACAGCCGGGCGCAGGGUGCCCAGCGGUGGAGGGCCGCUGAUGAAGUCGCAGACCCUGCCGCGGUCCAUGGGCAGGUCCUCGUCACAGCCCAACAGUUCCAACGGCAACUACAAUAGGUACCCCGUGAAGCCCGCCUCUACGCCACCUGCUGUUAAAAGACAGUUAUCUAGCGCAUACCAGGUGCCGGUGAACGGCUCGCCGGUGCGAAGAGUCGUUGGAGGGGGCUCCCAGAGAGGGACGCCCACCAGAAGUAGAACCCCGCAGCCGACGCUCACAGUGCGCGGCGUGGACCCCAAGCUGGUUCAACUUAUACUGGACGAGAUUGUUGAGGGUGGUCCGAAAGUGCAUUGGGACGAUAUUGCUGGACAGGAGGCAGCCAAGCAAGCUUUACAAGAGAUGGUGGUGUUGCCAUCAUUAAGGCCGGAGCUCUUUACGGGACUGAGAUCACCAGCUAAAGGGUUACUGCUCUUCGGACCUCCAGGGAACGGCAAGACGUUAUUGGCGCGGUGCGUGGCGGCUGAGUGUUCUGCGACGUUCUUCUCAAUAUCAGCCGCAACUUUGACCAGCAAGUACGUGGGGGACGGAGAGAAGAUGGUGCGAGCUCUGUUCCAAGUCGCCAGGGAGCUGCAGCCGUCAAUAAUAUUCGUGGACGAAGUAGACUCGCUUCUCUGCGAGCGUUCGUCGGGCGAGCACGAGGCGUCGCGGCGGCUGAAGACGGAGUUCCUGGUGGAGUUCGACGGGCUGCCGGCCGCCGGCGCCGACAGGCUCAUCGUGAUGGCGGCCACCAAUAGACCGCAGGAGCUGGACGAGGCUGCACUGAGGCGGUUUCCAAAGAGGGUUUACGUGUCGUUGCCCGACGCGCGGACGCGCGGUGCGUUGUUACGACGCGUGCUGGCGCGCGGUGCGGCGGCGGCGGCGCUCAGUGACGACGAGCUGGCGAGGCUCGGCGCGCUGACCGACGGCUACUCUGGCAGCGACCUCACCGCGCUGUGCCGGGACGCUGCUCUCGGCCCGAUUAGAGAAUUAGACCCUGAGGAAGUCAAAUGCUUAGAUCUGUCACUGGUACGAAGCAUCACCUUCCAAGACUUUAUGGAUGCGCUGAAGAGGAUCCGGCCGUCCGUCUCCCCACACAGUCUCGUCGCCUACGAGAAGUGGUCUGUGCAGUACGGCGAACUAGGAGUUUGAACUUUGAUAUACAGGUACUGGCUAAUAAUAAGGUUGAGGUGAGUCAAUAAAUUUAAGGAAUGCGUCGAUAUCGCGAGUGAAUCGUUUGAAGUUUAUAUUGUAAUGAACUUAUUCCAGAAAUUUUUGUAUAUCGCUCAAAUUUUAGGAAUCUCCAAAUGUUUUCCCUUUCUAAAAUUCCAGCGUGUUAUCCUAUAACCGAGAAUGGUGUGUUUUAAGUUUAUUAGUAUUAUAGUUUUGUAUUUGUUGUAAUUAUAUCGUAGUAAUCGGAGUAUUUAAAACUCGUCUAGUCAAACAACCAGGUUUUGACUGUAGUUGCCAAGCAUUUCGCCACAGUUCACAGCCAUAGUACGUCGUAGUAGACAAAAAAUAUCGAAAUAGGUAAUAGAUCUCGUAUAAAGUGCCCAAUGUGCGGUUAACGUGUAAUCCGGCUCAAUUGAGAAGUAGCUUUCGAUGUUUCUAGAUGUAAGAAAUGGCUUUUGCACACCAGACUUCUUCAUUGAGUCGGUUUACAGUAACCGAAAACCCGUCCAGUCAAAAGGAUCCCAAUGAAAAAAGGAGAAUUGUACAUACGACUUCGAUACGUUGUUGGGUGGUUAUAUAAUAUGGAGACUCGAUUGACUGAUCUCGGAAAGUAAUAUGAUAUUCGAACAUCCGGAUAAUUAAAGGCAAGGACUAAAGUUCUUUUAUUGUUGACUUUAGUUAUGUUUAUUUUAAUAUUCCGCGAAAAACCGACGAAUCUAAACGGACUCUACAAUAUCUUUACAACAUUUAGGUCCGGGCUAUUUCUAAUAAGUGUUGGAUAGAUUAUUCACAAAUUUUGUCAUACCUAAAGUAAGAUAAUGACAAAACACAUAUAGACACUUCAUAAUAUUCAUUCUUAUCAGAAAGUGGUGGUCCUUAGUUGUAGUAAAAAAAUCCUGCAAAUACCUUUUUGGAGUGGAGUUUGGAUUUUAUGUCGGUUAUUUAUUCUGAGAGAUUUAAAGAAAUUAUUACUCAUCGUCAAAAAUACAAUACCUUUUUUUUUCUUUUUUUUGCCGUCGCGUGUUUAUCUCUUCUUAUGUUCAGUCGGGAUAUCAAAUUUUUGACCAGAAAAUGGUCCGGAAAAUUAAGUCUCCAUUAUUAUAAAUACCACUUUACAUGAGUUAUGAGUCGUCAAAUUAUAUGUCCUCAAAUUCCAAGUAUCACACAUGUUUUAUAUAAUAAUCCUAAACCCUUUUGGCUUGAUUGUGUUUCCCCAGAUAUAUCUGCAUUUACAUUGCCCACAAUAUUCGGUAGUAUUCGUUAGAGAAUUAGCAAUCUACUUCAAUGGAAAUGCCAAUUUAUGUUAACUUUUAUGUAUUAUUAUUAUAUAUUUAUAAUAAAAUGAUAUUAUUCAUGUAAAUGAAUACAAUGAAUUUAAAUAACAUUUUUUUUAAUUUUAUUAAAUAAGUUUGUUCAAAAAAUUUUCAUUUGUAUAAUUUGCAUUUCCAUCGAUUAUACAUUAUAUUUUAAUUUACAAUUAUUAUUAGUAUUAUAUGAAUUAAAUACAACAUUGAUUUAGUGAAUGAAAUAAAUGGAAAAUUAAAUUUAAAGGUAAGUCCGUAAAGUCACCAUAAGAAUUAGGUUAUAAAACAGAAUGAUGUCAUGAUUUUUUGAAUAAUAAGUAUUACGUAAUGCAUUUAGAGUCGAACUGCUUAGCUAAAUCGUCUCUCGCGCAGUACGGGGUUGCGGGAGUACCAUGGUAGCGGUGAACGAGUGAGGAGCGGGCGCCAGGAGCAUUCGUCAUUCAUCCAUUCGAUAGGGGAGCGAAUGGGAUAGCAGUACAAUUCUUCAUUCAUUCAUUCAUUCAAUAGGGGAGCGAAUGGGAUAGCAGUACCAUUCUUCAUUCAUUCAAUGGGGGAGCGAAUGGGAUAGCAGUACCGUUCUUCAUUCAUCCAUCCAAUAGGGGAGCGAAUGUAAUUACAGUACCAUUCUUCAUUCAUUCAUUCAUUCAAUUGGGGAGCGAAUGUUAUAGCAGUACCAUUCUACAUUCAUUCAAUGGGGGAGCGAAUGUUAUAGCAGUACCAUUCAUUCAAUAGGAGCAGCAGUACCAUUCUUCAUUCAAUUAUUUCAAUAGGGGAGCGAAUGAGUUGGAAACAGUACCAUUCUUCAUUUAUUCAUUAUUUUACAGUAGCGCGUGUUGUCGCCCGCACCUCUCUCGUUCCUUUUGUCGUCACGCACACCUAUACUGCGAAGACGAGGACUCAGCUAUGUAAUUUGCCUGUUAUCAUAUUUUUAUGAAUUAUAAUUAUAAUUUUCCGUCACAAAUUAUUUUGUGUUAUUAUGGGCUUGCCUUUUGUUCUUAACAAGCGAACAAACAAUGAAAACUGUGUACAAAUUAUUUGUGUUAACCGUUUUGUAUGUACCUCAUUUUGUAUAUUUGGAUGUAAGGAAAUGUAUGAAUAUGUUGCAAUUGAAUGUAGCUUAAUGAAAUUUACAAUUAUUAUAAUAAGUUUGUUUUAUUAGUUGCCGACAAUCCACGUAGCUUGAUAUCUGAUGGGAUAAAGAUAAUUUUAGCUGCACAUUUCACUUGCCUUAUAAUUAAUAAUGAAAAAGUCUUAAUACGCGCAAACUUUUAUAUUAAUAAAACCAUUUACUGGUAAGAACAGAUUUUACGUAAUUUUUAGAUUCUCCUACGAUCUUUGCUUUUCGCUUAUAUCAUGUACUAUUACUACCAAAGAAUUUAUUCAACGUUUUCUAAAGACCAAAGAUUCGUGAGGUCUUUCAGUAGGAUUUUGUAUUCCCGUAAAUGUAUUAUGUCACAAGUAUUGGAUUGUCGGCGUUUAGAGUAUUCGACGUAGAUAAAAUAAUACGUAGUGCCUAGAUAAAUCUUGAUUUUAAUCCAAAGGUAAUAAAAAGGCCAAGUAUUCACGAACAUUUGAAUUACUGAGAGGUUGAUAAUGCCAUCAUCUCUUAUUAAUCAAAUUGGUUUUAAGAACAAAAGUUUUUUUUUUAAAUAAAAAGGGUGAUUUGGAAGAACAACCAAUGUAAACAAAAUGUGAUUUUCGUGUCUAUGGUUUCAUUAUAAUGAUGUCUAUCAAACGUAAAUGACACUUUUUCGUAAAAGCGUCUUAGUCAAGCGGUAUCAGUAGUUAAACUUUCUUUGAUAUAUGGAUAAACAACCAAGGUAAACAUGGUUUUUUGCUUGUAGUAUAAAAUUUACCAGAACUGACAGUGGCUGUUUUUCCAAAUAACCCUUUGUCUUCAUUUAUACAUGUAUUUUCAGAUGUAGUGACUAGUUAUAUGUUAUUAAAAUAAAAUUCAACCCUUUCUAAUAAUAAACAUAAUUUAAGUUGAAUUUUCACGAGGCCUUUUUAUACAACCAAAUAGAUAUUUUAAAUCCAUUUUAAAUUUAUUGUUGUUAUUGAAAUUAUUCUAAUUAUGUUGAUUAUGUAAUAUGUUUUUUUUUUUUAUUCAAUUCUUGCCUUAAUUUUAUUGACAUUAAAUCCCAAUAUGAUCAUAAAAUAUUAUUGUGCUGCGUAUCUUAUGACGAGCCACAUAUAAAAGACAGUACUAACGGGUAGCUAGCUUCCGAAAUCGAAAAUAAUUUGCUCAAAACUGCGUAGUUUAAUGUAAAAAAAAAAAACUAUGCGAUUCGGGCACGAUGAUGAAGAAAUAUAUAUUUUCAUAGUUUGUUAUAAAAAUUGACUACUUAUAUCUUCGAUCUAAAUAAUAAUUAUAAUUAUGGAAUUAAUAUCGAUUACAGGACCAUGCAAUUAUUCGUAGGUUUGAUAUAAAGUGUGCCAUUAAACAUGCGGGGCAAAAGGUUUGUUUGAUUGGUCAUAGACUAAAGAACAACAAAUUGGUAUGAAUGAAGUUGUUUACAAAUGCAAUUGAAAAAAAGAAAUUCAGAUCUAAAAGUUGAGCUAUGAACCAUAGACAGUGAAAAAGGCAUGGCAGAUUUUUAAACCGUACAGUUUUUGUUAUUAUUGUUGUAAUAUCACCAAGAUGGUCUUUUCUUUAGUCUAUGCCAAUAUUUAUGCUAUGGAGCUAUGGAGAAUCAUGCCUUCUAAAUUUGCUCGCUUGUACUUUUAUUAAUACAAUUCGAGUACUUUGUAUUUUUAUUCUAUUCUUUUUUCCUUAUUCUUCAAAAAUACUGGUAUCAUUAAACUUGAUUGAUGUUUCUCCAAUAUUUAACAAAUUUUCUCCAUGGCUCCAUUUUCUGGGAAGGAGGACUAAAUAGUAACUACCCGCUUAAAGUGACCUUUAUAAAUGUUGUCAUUUGAAUUUACAAUAAAAAUUAUACACAUUGAUAAGUAUCGCAUUUUUAUCUCUUUAUAAUUAAUCAUUAAUAUUUGUAAUAUAACCUCUAAAAUUAUGACAAUGAUGUUCUGAUUAUUAUAAUAUAAUUUAGGUAAGUACCCCCAUAUCCAUAACCAUGGAUUAAGAUUCAUAGAGAAGUUUAAAGUUACUUCGAAGAAAUUUGACGUGUAAAUCAUAAUCCAUGUUUAUAAAUAAGGCCGAUAGAGUUUUGAUUAUGCAUAUAUUUAGUUUUAGCUUUAGAGGUCUAGCCAUUAGGUACUAUUUAGUCUUGCUUAGACUGUUUCGUAAAUUAGCCAAUAGUAAUCUUGUCAAAAAGUAGUUAACCAUUAUCUCCAUUACAUAAGUGUUUCUGAAAAGACAGCGACGUAGAUGAUCGCAUAGCAUUGUAUGUAGCUAUUAUAUUUUUACAGUAAUAUUCUUAAAAUAGAUAUCGUUUAGGAGGGCCUGUAUAGCCUGAUGUACCUUUUUUGACUGUCUCCUUGGUGCUGCGGUAUGAUUUACAAAACGGAAGUCCUGGUUUUCUUAAAUGGACCCGGUCUGGCUGGCGGGAGGCUUAGGCCCUUGAUAGUUACCACCCUACCGGUUAAAACGUAGCGCUAAGUGAUUUAGUGUUCCGGUACGAUGUCGUGUAGAAACCGAAAUGGGUGUGGAUUUUCAUCCUACUACCAAGUUAGUCCGCGUUCAUCUAAGAUUGCAUCAUCACUUGCAUCAGGUACAUUACCUAUGCCAGAAACACUGUACUUUUGGCAUUUCUAAAUUGAGGAACUGGACUAUCGCAGGUUCUUAGUCCAAUUAGUUCUUGUGGCAUAUUUAAUAAAGCAGCCUAACAAAAAAUGUAAUGAAAUUGUCGUUUUAGAGUCAGUUCGAUGUUGCCACAAGAAAUUAUACUUAUAAAGCCCUAGACCUAAUAAUAUAGUAAGAGUCUGUCACAGUAGUCGAAUGUAGUGGCUUUUAACUUUAACUAUAAUUUAAAUAGUGUUACUUUGCCAAAAGUUUUAUACAAUUUUCCGGAAAGCCUUCAUAUUUUUUUUCGUUGUAUAUUUUAUUUUUAUCUGUUAGAUUUCGAACAAUUAAUUAAGUAUUUGUUAGAUAUUACAAAAUUUCAAAAUUUAUUAUUAAAAAUUGUGUCGCGAGGUUUGUAACUCGUUCGAAAAUAUGUUAUUGUUUGUUUGUAUAUAAUAUUGUUUUCAAUUUGGCGAUUUUAAUGCGUGCAGUACAAUGAUUUUAUACUAUUAGAUACGUUACCAGUACGUGCCAACAAAAUCACUGCAAAAAGUGUUCCAAACUCAGCUACUUCACUAGGCGCACACAGCGUGCAUAAGGUUUUUAACUAGGGUAUGGACUAUAAGUAAAAAUUGGAAAAACCCUUGUCCAACUAUGUAUUCUGUGGUCCAACAUAGGUUUGUAGUGAGUCCUUAGGAUAGGCAGUGCUUUUUUGCAUUUAUAAAGUGCACACCACUGGGCGCACACAUGCACAAUUUUUAUGUUUAACUUACAUUAUAUAUUUAUGUAUAUAUAGUUUUUACACUUCCUGGACACAAAACUCGCCAUUGUAGACAAUAUUUAGGUGGGUGCUCAAAUAACUUUCGUUGUUUACUAUGCGACUAAAUUAAAUUAAACCAAUUGUGUGACUCUGUUCGCCUCAGUUUUCGACGCGCUAGUGCCAUAUCUAAUAGUAUAAAAUCAUUGAUGUAGUACCUAUAUGCAUGAUUAUUUAAAAUCGCCAAUGUUUUUUUUUUUUUUUUGUAAAGACUAUUGACGUCAAAAUAAUUUAUUGGCUCUAUAAAUUGUUAUUGAUGUAAAAUUGCGCUAUUUUUUUUAUCGCAGUAUAUUUUGCGUUGGUAACCAUCAACUUUUGAUAUGGUAUCUAUUAUUCCCUAAAGUUUUCUUUCUUUACACAUUUGAUGCGCCUUUAAUGUCUCAAACUUAUCUGGCCUGCAGGCUAAUUCACUAACUUUGACGUAUGUUAGUUGACAUACCUAUACGAAAUUGAGAUUCUAUGUUACAAAUAUCAUCCGAUGCUUACUGACAGCCCUUACGUGGAUAUCAAACAGUAGAUAGAUGACAUUUCUUAGUUGCUUUGAUGUUUAUUUUAAUAGGUUGUUAUUAAAGACCAAAUUAGUGAAUAGGCCUGGUGAGGGUGUCCCUGUAGUUGCGAUUUCAGUAUAAUGUUUUUCAAAAUGGCGACCGCCACGAUGUUAAUACUUAACUCAUUGUGUUAGUUACAGUACAUUGUGGUAUUUAUUUACAUUAUAUAAAUUACUUUUGUUGUUUAUAUGCGGCUAAAUGAAAUUAAGACAAUUAGCCACUUUACCUACACUUUACCUCAGUUUCGACGUGUAUAAAAUCUUUGUCCAGGUCAGAUAUGUUGGCACUAUAAUCUACACUACAGAAUGGCACAAGGGUGACCGUGCAAAGUUUUUUCGAAGUUGUGAUCUUAACAUUUAAAAAAAUCGGUUGUGUUUUUUUUUUAUAUUUGUGGGCUGUAUUUUUAAAACUGUAUGUUUGUUACUGUGUUUUAUAGUAAAUUUCAUGUACUGUGUAUUUGUAAUUUUUAAAUUGUAAUUUUGAAUUUUUUUUAUUGAUAUGUAAUCACGUCAUAAAACUAAAAAGUACCUAACAUGUAAAUAAAUGCAAUUAUCGGAUAUUACAGUGAAUAAAUUUCUCAUGAUUUCUUACAUACCUACUGCUUUUAAAAUUGAUUGAAAAUGAAACAAUAAAAAAUCGUUUUUUUUUUUAUUUUAUUAUUUUUACAUCCCAUUAUUUGUUACGUUAUUUAUUUCAAAACAACAAAAAUAAUAAAAAAUAUUGUAUUUAUUAAAAAACUGCUAAGUUCGUAGACUACGAGAAGUGAUACACGUCCUAGUGAGUGCAUAGACGUAAUAAAAAGUCCAGACACCGUCUCCUGAACUAAAAAGUGACGCACCUGAAUUCUGCCUGUUCGAAUAUACUUACGUACACGCCAAGACGCACACUGAUGCACAUUCGAAAACAGAUCACCAUUAAUUUCCUAUUGUGACGUGGCAGGUAGCAACGUCAGUAAUUGGACCAUUUUGUGGCAGAGGAAACACCUCGAGCAGGUCCCAGGACAUGUGACCUUGAGAGUAGGUUUAAAGGAUCCUUUUAGAAUGCAGUAACACUCACCUUCCCUGUCCGAUAUGAUCUCCAUGCCUACACUAAUUUUAUGAUAAACAAUAAUUCCAACACAAAGCCUUAUCAAUAAUUACAACACAAAACAUUGCGCAAAAUCACUAACGCGACUGGCAGCGUGACGGUGUCUAUGCUGCCUAACAAACAACUGAGCUCAAGUCAUCAAAUAAGCUCUUAUUUUAUACAGUACAGUGAUACCUCUACAAUAGCAUCGAGGAACUUGUAACACUAUAUCGGACAAUACACACACACAUAUAUACGCUGCGCCAUUAUGGUGUUUGACAGGGAGAUACCGUCUGCCUAUUUUAUUAGUCUAUGUCUAUUAAAGUUACUGGCCAGACAUCUCAUUAAUUCUUUUAUCCAAAGGUCUGCCAGAUGAUGCUAUAAGCAACAAGACCGCCUUUGCACAUACCUUGUUUACUAUGUUUUCUUCUUUAUUCUUUGUUUUUCUUUUGUGCAGUAAAGUACUUAUAUAUAAAUAAAUAAAUCUCUUUCGCAAAAAUUUAAACUAGCGAUUGAUCAAUGCAAUCCUUUCGGUUUUAAGGGAGGUUUUGGGAGGUAAAAUGUUGUGCAAAAUGGGUAACGACACAUAGUAUGGGUACGUUCCCUUUGCAUGUAUUUUAAACAAUGUUUGCAAUGUAAUUCGUACGCUUUAAUGUUUUAAAAUCCCAAGGUUUGGAAUUUGAGCUUUUCAAACUGACUGAUUGUUAAUAUUCUUAAUGAUGUUAUUCGCUUGGAAAAAGUUUUUUUUUUAAUAUAACGACUAAAUGUAAAAUAUAUAUAAUAAUAAAAAAUAUAGUCGUUUUGUAUUUGAAGUGUAACAAAGUCGUCGGCUACAAGUUUAGCUUGAUGUAAAUACUACUUUUUAUUUUAGUGGUAACUAUAGACUGUUAUGUUUUACUUUUGGUAUUUAAAGUGAUUGUUUUUUUUUCUUUACCAAUACGUAAUUGUAACAUACCAAUUGAAAAUAUCAAAAUCAACUUACUCUAUAAAAACCCGAUUAAUAUGUGCAAAAAAGUUACUUAUGCAUAAGGUAAUGUAUAAUUUUUAAAUGUAGGUACUUACCAGAAGUUCGUGUAAUGUGCCUAUUUUUAAUUUUUUAGAAAAAUUCUUUUAUUUUAUUUCAGUUCUUUAAUAAUAGUCACUGUGAUAAUAAUAAGCCGCUAAAAAUAAUCACUGAUCACAGUAUAAAACUGGUAUUUGCAUUGUAAUUUAUCCGAGGUACCUAUGCAAGUAAAGCUAAGGAUACAAUGUAAUACAGCGCAGCGCAGGACGCAGGUCUUACGCUUUGGUCUCUUGAUGAUGAUCGCUGCGUUGUGCGGUUCAAAUGCAACGUUUAUAAGUUGAUUUUGCCGAAGCUACCAGAGUAGACGUAUCUAUCAAAUUGUCUUCGAACAAGUCCAUUAUUAAAUCCGUGAUACAAACCGCCGCGAAUGAACGAGAAUGAUGUCGCGCAGUACGUAGAACCGCUCCCCACUCCAUCGCGCUUGCGGUUCGCCGCUGACGCUGACUGUGACGGAACAAAACAGAAACACCAUUCUAGACGUGUUUUAUGUGAUUAUGUGUCCGACACCGCAUGUCGCACAAUGUAGCGUUGUGCGUUACGAUCAAAAGACUAAAGAUAUAGGUCGACAUAGCGUCUCUAAAGACAUACCAGAUGAAGCGUAUGCUACUGUAGUUAACUCAGUUGGAAAAUAUACCUAACAAGACUUCUCUUAUAAAACACUUACUAGUAUAAAAGUAUGCACAUAAACGAUUUCUGUCGAUACUUUUACAAAACUCAAAGAAGUUGUGUACCUACUUAUACUAGGUACCUACACUAAAAUCUACAGAUCGCCUCUAAUUUUCAUUGCUUUUAUGUAACAUUUUUUAGUUGCUUACAGACUGUGGUUGACAUCAAUUAAAAUUAAAUUGCCGUAUACAAAAGCUACUCAGUACUGCGCUGCGCUGAACUGCUUCUGCGAAUGUCUACACUCAGCCUUACAAUUGUGACAUACAUGGUUGUUAUUCUUUGAUACACGCUCGCCUUUAAUUUGUACGCACGAAUUUACAGUUAUGAUUAAAUUUUUAAAAUAUAGUUAAGCGUCGUUGAGUGUUGAAAAAUGUGUAUUUUUUCAUAAUUUUUCAUAAACUAAGCACACUUUUACGCCUAAAAUGUCGUGGAUGUACACAACGCAUAUGUGAUACACGGUUUACCUAUGAAUAAAACAAUUCAUUUGUGA
Messenger RNA from Bicyclus anynana (squinting bush brown), 11818 nucleotides. It is a transcript of the gene spas, whose product is annotated as spastin. Gene Ontology annotation, cellular component: microtubule cytoskeleton. Gene Ontology annotation, molecular function: microtubule severing ATPase activity; ATP hydrolysis activity; ATP binding. The record is from RefSeq and is a predicted model, not a curated record. The transcript is spliced from 11 exons. Lineage: Eukaryota; Metazoa; Arthropoda; Insecta; Lepidoptera; Nymphalidae. The coding region runs from base 159 to 2165 and encodes 668 amino acids.